Molecule: messenger RNA, 720 nt
Organism: Ficedula albicollis (Collared flycatcher)
Lineage: Eukaryota; Metazoa; Chordata; Aves; Passeriformes; Muscicapidae
Gene: YRDC
Product: yrdC N6-threonylcarbamoyltransferase domain containing
Exons: 5
Biological process (GO): regulation of translational fidelity
Cellular component (GO): cytoplasm
Molecular function (GO): double-stranded RNA binding; tRNA binding; nucleotidyltransferase activity
Source: RefSeq, a predicted model, not a curated record
GGGGGGGGGGUGGCCGUGCCCACGGACACGGUGUACGGCGUGGCGUGCCUGGCCCAGGAUUCGGCCGCGGUGCGCAGCAUCUACAGCCUGAAGGGGCGGAACGGCGCCAAGCCGCUCGCCAUCUGCCUCGGGGACGUGGAGCGGCUCUACAGGUACUGCCACGUCAAUGUUCCCGACGAGCUGCUGCGGGACUUGCUCCCGGGACCCGUGACCCUGGUCUUACAGCGUUCAGAAGAGCUGAAUAAAGACUUGAAUCCAUUCACAUCGCUGGUUGGUGUUCGCAUUCCAGACCAUCCCUUCAUGAGGGACCUGGCCCGUGCCUGCUCGGGGCCACUGGCCCUGACCAGCGCCAACAUCAGCGCCCAGGGCAGCACCCUGAGCGUGCUGGAAUUCCAGGACUUGUGGCCUCAGUUGUCCUUAGUCAUUGAUGGAGGCCCCAUAGGAGACAUCCAGAGCCCAGAGUGUCGCUUGGGGUCAACUGUGGUUGACUUAUCUGUGACAGGGAAAUUCUCCAUCAUCCGGCCUGGCUGUGCACUGACACCCACAGUUGAAAUCCUGAAGAAGAAGUAUGGCUUGGUACCAGAAUCUUCCUAACCCUUGGGACUGGGAGCUGGUGGAGCUGGGCACUGUGUGCCUGUGCACUCAGGAAUGGGUGAUCAUGGCCUUGUUUAAUAAGGUCGAUGGGUUAUGUCAAGGUAAAUAAAAAAAAAAAUUAAAAAA